This is a messenger RNA of Frankliniella occidentalis (western flower thrips), 6189 nucleotides long. RefSeq lists its product as uncharacterized. The transcript is spliced from 26 exons. Gene Ontology annotation, cellular component: nucleus. Bases 176 to 5344 code for a protein of 1722 amino acids. NCBI's taxonomy places the organism in Eukaryota, Metazoa, Arthropoda, Insecta, Thysanoptera, Thripidae. The record is from RefSeq and is a predicted model, not a curated record. Gene Ontology annotation, biological process: regulation of transcription by RNA polymerase II. Gene Ontology annotation, molecular function: sequence-specific DNA binding; DNA-binding transcription factor activity, RNA polymerase II-specific.
GUGGUACUCGAUCCGGCGAUGGGCCCUUUUUAGAGAUCAGAACUGAGCUCAUGGGGUCUGCCGGCGGGGGCGGGAGCGCUUCGCGGCACGACUAUUAAAUGUAUUUCCCACGUUUCUGAAUAGAUUCUUAUAAUUUUCACAUACUGAUUUUUUUAUUUUAUCGCUAAUUUGGAUAAUGCCUGUUGAAAUGGCGAAAAAUCAAGAUGAUUCAAGUGCCUCAGAAUACUCAGAUAGUCUUGCAAUGGACUACUGGUCAGAGGGGCUUAGUGAAGCUCAGAAGGCAUAUUACUCCAAGGCCAAAAAGGAAUAUAAUGAUAUCAUGGCAAGAAUAAAUGAUUUUAUCAACAAGGAGAAUGGGACUGUUGUUGAAAGAGGGUCUGAUGUCAUGGUCCUUCAGGGCUCAACAGGGAAUGCUGCAGCAUCAGUGCUCAACAAUCUAGUCACCCCAGUCACUCAAGCUUUUUCAAACUUUCAUCCAAAAGGCCGUGUUGUGGCACUUCAGCCACAAGCUCCCCCUCCUCUACAAGCUGUUUCAAGUCAACAACUUGUCAUACAGAGUGGCUCUGUGCCUGCUGGAGCAAGAGUUACAGCAAGAACAGGUCCUCCAGGAACUUUCCAAGCAGCAAACCCAGGAACUGUCCACCUUGUUUCCUUGGAUUCCAGGCAUGGUAACAUGUUAUUUGUGCAGGCUCCAGGUAUUGGAAAUCAACUUGUUCAGCCGCCUGUGCCCCAGCCUCCCCUAACAGCACCAGUAUCAGUUCCAUCUAUACAGACUGUUCAGGCUCCACCAUCCACUACAGGUCCACCUGCACUUUCUAAUUGGGCACGUGCACCUGCUCGCACCUACCUUAAAAGCUCUGCUCCCACAACAACUGUUACAACACCCUCAGCUCAGGCUACAGGACUAGUGUCCUCAGCCUCAAGCUCAUCAAACGCUACCAGCAGUAAAGUGUCAAAACCAUCAAAGAAUAAACCUUCAACCUCUGCAGUCAUAAACCCACCCACCCCAAAUACUAUCCCUCAAAACAGUCUCAAACCCACUGAAAAUAAUUCUGUUGGAGGCUUAUCAGCAGGAAAUCCAAAUAGAAAAAUUAUGCAAGAUGAAGUUAAAAACAUGGCGUCUGGUCCAGAUUCCAAGGAAGUUACGUUUAAUAAAGUAUCUGGUAAGACUUUCCCAUCUCUUGUUGUUUUGGCCCGCCCACAUCUAAGGGUUAGAGAUAUGACUCAAGCAAAGACAAACCAGGAACGGGCAUUAUUAGACGCCAAAGUUAAAUCUGUUUUAAUGUACUCUGCAACUAAAUUCAGUGAGUGGUUAAUCCAAAAUGGGUUGGUCAGAGGAGACCAGUUUUGCACAAUGCAUUCUGGCACAGAGGGCCCAUUAAAGUUAAAAUUGGGAAUGUAUUCUGAUGUUGCUAAAUUCCCUUUCAGUGGAGGGUAUGUGUGGGUCAGUGAGUGUUGCCCUCAAAUAUUUGUGUCGGUGUUUAGUGGUUCUAUAUUCGAAGGAGCACCACAUCCCCCUGCGAUUCUUUUGAAGUUGAUGUACCAUUGGUGCUGCCAAACAAAUGUUCAAAAUGUGAUCCAAUGGGUAAAAGUUGACAACUUUUAUGUCAAAAACUUUUUUACCCAUAUGCGCAGUGUUUGUAUUGCUGCUGUGCAUGAAAAAUAUGAAAAACUUGGAGGCCCAACUAAGAAAGUUGAGGUGGGCGUGAUAAGCCUGGGAACAACAUCACAAGAUGGUAAUAUGAGACAGGUAAAAGUUGAAGUGUUAGGUGUAAUGGACGCUGAAAGUAAAUUGAUCAGAUUAAGAGCUGUAGAGCCUUUUCAGGAUGGAGAACGCAAUUAUAAACGCCGCUUUGUUAAAAUUCUUGAACCUCUAAGAGAGUGGGUUCAUCCAGAAAGCAUAAUACUGACUGAUUUUACUGUAGACAAAGGUACACUUCUUGAUAUGGGUUUCAAACAAGUUCAUCAAUCAACCAUUCCUGAGCCACCAUCAUCAUCAUCCAACAGAUUGAGUAAUCAGAAUGUGAUGGAAUAUUUAAGAAGAAUUGUGCCGCGCAUGUUUCAGAACACACUGUCCUUAUUAUCUCGUCAAAUCAUUCAACAAUUUUUGGAUGAACUUGUUUGGCGUGAGCGAUGGGGACCAGUCCCAUCAAUGGCAUUUGACACGCUGGUUUCACACCUUGCUGCUCAAUCAAAACUUGACUCAGGUGAAAGAUUGAUCAUUAAACUAGGAAAAAUUGCUGGAAAUCCUUUCCGUUGCUGGAAAUAUGACCAUUGGAAAACUGAUGGUAUUGAUCCCUCACCUAAUGAUACAGUCCCACCUACCACUCAAACAGUAGCUUCUAUUAACCAUGACCCAGGAGUUUUAUUAGAUGAUACUGCAUGCUCUACUAUUGCUUGUACCCAACAGUUUGUGUUUGCCCUAGAUGAGGACACAGAAAAAAGAGUAGAAGAUGCUUUAAAAUUAAUUGAUGAUGAUGCAAGCAUUAGAAAAGCCAUUCAAACUUUCAAAGUGCCGAGGUCUGUUGUUUUGGGUAGAGUAAAAGAAAUUCUAAAACCCAAACAAACAGAGCCAGGACCAGGCCAACCUGUUUUUACAGAUGACGAAGAAGAAGAUAUUAAGGACCAUUUAAUGACUCUGUAUGAUUGGGGAUAUCCGUUUGGCCGAUGGGAUAUUCGCCUUGUUGUGAAGCAGUACUUAGAUACAUGCGGACGCACAGAACUCAGAUUCAAAGACAACUUCCCACCUGAUAUGUGGAUUGAGAGAUAUUUGUCACGUCAUCCAAUCAUUAGACAUAGACUUUGUCAGAACCUACCUUCGAGAGCUAACCCAAUUGAGGUGGAUGCUGUCAAGCAAUACAUUUCUAAUCUUUCUGCUGUAAUUCAGUUAGUUCCUCCUCAAAAUAUUAUGAACUUCAUGGAGAUAGGUCUUACUGGUGAUCCCCUCAAAACUAUGGCAGUAGAGCUUCGUGAGUUACGGUAUCCUGUUGGCAAAAGAAAAGUUAAGUCAGCUGCAUCUGUUAUGUUAGCUUGUACAGCUGUUGGUAAAGUACUACCAUCUUAUGUUAUAUUUGAGGGUAAACCAGUUAAUAUCAAAGGAAAAGUUCCCGGGGAAUUUUACGCAACUAAAUCAGGCUGGUUUGAUGAAAUAGCUUUUGGGCAUUGGGUUGAAUCUGUCCUCUUACCCUGGGCUGAAGGCCUAGAAGGAAAAAAAGUUGUUGUUGGUGAUAGCUUGGCUCAGUUAUUUACCCUAAAAAGUCUAGCUCUGUGCAUGGAUAAAAAUAUUACCUUUGUGUGCAUGCCGUGCAAUGUGUCUGGUGUACUUUCCCCACUUGACAUAGUUCUGUGUGAUAAACUGAGAAUACAGUGGCGGGUUCAGACGCGUUUGUGGGCAUCUUCCCACAGUGACAAGUAUAUUGCCAUUGAGGAUUAUCCAUUUCAUAUACAAGAAUUGCUGAAGUCAACAAUUGGUUCUGAUAUGCCAGACCAAAUUCGCAAAGCUUUCAAAGUGAUUGGUCUGUAUCCAUUCAGCUCUAAAAAUACUAUGAAGGCAUUAGAAAAUGGAGGUGUGUCUUUGGAACACUCUAAACAUAAACAGCCCACAUCAAAGAAGAGAAAGCGAAUUUAUAUUGGAACUGUUGGAUCGGUUGAAUGUCCCAAAAAGAAAGAAGUAGUAGAAGAGUCAGCUGCUGUCAAAGAACUUGUAAUUGAUGAUGCAGUUCCUCCUAAAGGUAUUGAUAUUGCUGAAAUUGUUGAAGCUCUCAAGUGUUCAAAAGACCUUAUCGAAUUAGAACCAUAUUAUUAUGGUACGAAGCCAUCUUCAGAUGAGCUUGUCAAAAAUGAGUUUAAAGUAGCUGACUUAACUGUUAAGUGUCCUAUGUGCCACCAUCAAAUUUCUGACAAUUUGACUUUAAUGAAGCAUAUUUUGGGUCAUUCUGAAAAAGAUCCAACUAUUGAGGAAUUGUUACGUAUUCACCUAUGUAGGUAUUGCGCUAAGCUUUUUCCCACUCAAGAUGAGUUGGUUAGGCAUGAAUCACAGGCCCACAAAAAUCUGGAAUCAAAAGACAAUGUGUGCCUAAUUUGUGCUGAGCAAAAAGAGAGUAGAGAAAGCCUUAUUCUACACAUGCAACAAACUCACACUGAAAUGGAACUGCCUUACAUAUGUACUAUCUGCCAUUACCGAAGCAGUGAGCAGUACAAGCUAGUAGAUCAUUUUUAUGAGGUCCAUGCUGGUGGAGAGAGAAUACAGUGCCCUUACUGUUUGAAGUGUGUUGCCAUUAGUAACAUGGGCAAGAAAAUGGCAGCAAACACCUUUUUCUUUAUGCAUCAUGUGAAGAAACACCAAGCACACCACACCUCACGAAAGUGUGACAAGUGUACUCUCUGGUUUGUCCAUAAAGGUAUUCUGAAAGAACACCAGGCCAACGACCACCUAAGCUGCAAAUCGGAAUCAGAUGUUAUUGCAUACAAAUCUAGUUACCUAGAAUGUGUCAUGAUGCCACAACCCAAGUUUAUUAAAAAUUUAGAUGUGCAAGUUCCAGAUGAUCUUGUACCACAUGCAGACUUUUACCGAAGUAGCAUAAGACGACUUAUUGUUAAUGCAAAUGUAGCGCAAUUCAAAUGUGUGGAAUGCAAGAGUCAUUUAAAUGACCACUUCCUUGAUUCUAUGCUAUGCAAGCGAUGUUCAUUCUCAACUUGCUGCUCUUUUGCUAUGGAUCGGCACCUUAAAGUAUUUCAUACUGUGGGUCUUAGUCCAGAGAAGACCCAAAUAUCUGUACAGAAUUUACCUGAAUUGAUGGUCUGCUCGUGUGCCAGUUAUGAGUCUAAAGACGGCAAUGCGCUUGCUUCGCAUAUGGCAGUGUGUGGUUUUGGGAAUGGAGUUGCUUAUCCAUCUGUAGUCUCUCCCCCUGAAUCAUCACUUCAAAAAGUUCCAGGUCCCCCUAGCUUAUUCAACUCAUUGGGCUUGAUCAAGAACAAUUCUACCGAAGAAAAUGAAGUUGGCAAUGAACAAACCAGAGACCGUCCUCUUAGUAGGGCAAGCAACAGUAGUAGCUCAUCACAGAAACGGAAGCGCACUGUUAAAGAUGCGGGUUUUGAUUCAGACAACAAAGACACACAAAUUUCUAAAAGACAGGAUGGUGAAAUGGCAAGACCAGCCUCCAGGAGUGAUCGCAAUCAUGUUUCAGAACCCCAUUUGGAGGCGUCUCUUGAUUUACACAAUAAUAGUCAAUCAUUUGAGGCAAUUUCUUCUAGUGAAACAUUGAUCCAAAAUAUGCCAAAUGGUACAGAACAUGGGCCCGUGAAAGAGACAUGUCCUGGAGGCACCUCUCAUGGCUCUUCCUAAGCAAAAUUGAAAUGUUCUUUCGAAUAAUUGAUUGAUAUUGUUCUUUUCAAAAGGGAGGGAAUGAGGAAUUAAAGCAAGAAAAGGGCCCUCAAUGACAGGUGGCAGGGCCAAGAAUGAAGAAAUGAGAAACUAGCUACUACAUAUCGCAUGCAUUAACAAUUAUGGUACAUGUGAUACCAUUUCUCAAGAAAUUGGGAAGAUCUUUUUUUGUGACACAAUAUUUUUUUUAUGCACAAAAUUCUUUGAAUCAGUAUAAUAUUUGAAAUAAUUGUGUUCAAAACACUAGCUAAAGGGUUUCAUCUCACCAUCUUUUGUGAACCAGAAAAUAAUGGAGAAAUUUGCAGUAUAGCCGAGUGUAGUAACCUAAUACUUCAUGUGAUCAGAAGACUAAGAUUACCAUUUGCUGUAUCCUGUUGUCCAGAAAUUUGACUUUUUGGGGGUUUGUUCACCUUUGCAGGGUAAUGGCAUUUAAUUGGGUGUAAGUUUAGUUUUCAUACUGUUUGAAUCAAUAUUUGCUUGGAUAUUUUGAGUUGAGGGUUCAUGGUAUGAAAAUUAUGCUCUUUUGAGAGGUAAGACUUUUACUGUUUGUCGUCUUCAACUUGAUGCAAAUGUGCUUGGAUUCAUGAAUGAAUUCAUGAAAUAUGUUGGUUAAUUAGUUGUAUGACUUUGUGUGUCUUCAUGAUUUUUGAAGCUAAACUUGAAAAAUGUGACCAAUUUUUUUUUCUUAAUUCCAAUGUUUUAUCAAUUAGGAAUGGGCAGUUAAUCAGAUGUACCAUAUCCUUCUUGUAGAAUUUGAUGUUUGUGGAAAAGUAAGAAAAACAAUAAAAAUCUAAAAAGAAUACUGA